Messenger RNA from Trypanosoma cruzi, 714 nucleotides. RefSeq lists its product as uncharacterized. The coding region runs from base 1 to 714 and encodes 237 amino acids. The record is from RefSeq and is a predicted model, not a curated record. The transcript has a single exon. NCBI's taxonomy places the organism in Eukaryota, Euglenozoa, Kinetoplastea, Trypanosomatida, Trypanosomatidae.
AUGCACACCCCACUGGCCAUUACACCCCCUGCGGAAUCGAAGUUUUUUGCUCUGCUCCUGCCUCUUGCCGCAGUGACCGUUGGAGCUCUUUCUUUCGCACGAAUCUGCCGCCGAUGCAUUGUCCGUGUGUACCCUAGCUGUGUCACAAUUGUAUAUGAGACACGCCGAAAGACCAUUUUGACAACUUCAAUGGACAAGGAGCGGGGGGCAAACGACGAUAUGACGCAUUUCUGUCAUUUUCGUCCUCUUAUGUGCAUGAUUAGGUAUUUCUUGUACAGCAGCAAAAGUCUGGUGGUUCUCCCUCCCACCUCCUUCUUUGGCGUCUUCACGUUACCACGUGCCGUGCUUGAAGAGUGUGGUGAGGGAAGAGCUGUGGACUGCACGGUGGAAGCCAUCCAGGUGACGGAUGGAUAUGUCCGUAUGGUGCUGACGAUACGGUACUGCAUUCCUUUUCAGCAACUCGAGCGGUAUUUGGCGGCUGUGGGGCCAAUGCCGCCAAAUGAGCGAAUUGCCAUGGCCGCAGCUGCUGCCGCCAAGGCUCGUGCCGCCGAACUCUCCGUCGGUUUGAUUAUCAAUAAGUCGAGGCGAGAAGAUUCAUUUUUAGUUUCAUUUCGUGAGCAUUUGGCAUCUAAAUUAAUAUCAGAGGCCUGUGUAAAGCUGAUAGAUGCCACCGUUGAGAGUGCUGAAAUUUGUGACAAGCGGACAAAUGUUUAG